CCAACCUUUGACGAGGAAGACCAGGCGGUCAGCGUCAGUGGCGAGUACCAGUACAUCGCCCCUGGUCUAAAAGAUAUUCGUGGGCCUUGCCCUGGAUUGAACGCCGCUGCCAACCACGGCUACCUUCCACGCAACGGUAUCCAAAACAUCGAACAAACCAUUUCCGGGCUUGGAGCCCUUUACAACCUGGGCCCAAGAAUCACCGCCGUUCUCGCUGCGUAUGCCGUCAUCACGGAAGGUAACCCAGUUGAGGGAGUGUGGUCGAUCGGAGGUCCUCUGCCACAGGAUUUGCUCACCAACCCUCUUCUUGGGACCGGUCAAGGUUUCUCGCACAAUACCUAUGAAGGCGACUGUAGCAUCGGACGAGGCGACGCUUAUCUCAACAAUGGAGAUGCUCAUUCGGUUCGUCGAUGCGGGUGGGAAUGGCUGCCGUGGUCCAGAUUUACAAAUUUUCGGAAUGUGCUAAUUUUCGGCUCUCAUUUCCAGGCUCAAGACGAAUCAAUUGCCAACAAUCCGUACUACUUCACGGGGCUUUUUUCUACUGUCGUCGUCGUUCCUGCAGCGUACAACUUCGUCAUCAACUUGAUGUCCAACCAUUCAGCUGCCGAGCCGGCUGGAUAUCUUGACAAGAAAAAUUUCAAAUCGUUCUUCGGCGUCAAAGGAGAGUCUGGCAACCUUGUGUGGAAGCGCGGACAGGAGCAGGUGCUCGAAAAUUGGUACCGCCGCCCAUCCUACGCACCAUACGAGGCUGAGGAUGUAGUCGGAGAUGUCGCUCUCGGCUACCUCGCCUACCCAAGGACCUUGAAGUUCGGCGGCAACACCGGCACGCCCAACAGCUUCACCGGCGUCAACGUGGCAAACCUCACAGGAGGUGUCUAUGAUGCUACCACGCUGUUCCAAGGCAACAACUUCGCUUGCUUCGCAUUCCAGCUCCUCGAGCAGGGAAUUCCAGACUUCGCCAGCAAAGCUUUGAACGCUUUGGACCCAGUCACGAGCCUGGUCAACAAGUACAUCGGUCCCGUUAUUGGUGGUUUGAGCUGCCCUCAGCUCGGGCAGUUCGAUAACGGUGUCUUUGACAAGUACCCUGGCCGUAAC
Zymoseptoria tritici IPO323 is the source of this 1095-nucleotide messenger RNA. RefSeq lists its product as uncharacterized. The record is from RefSeq and is a predicted model, not a curated record. Lineage: Eukaryota; Fungi; Ascomycota; Dothideomycetes; Mycosphaerellales; Mycosphaerellaceae. The transcript is spliced from 6 exons. The annotation marks the transcript as partial. Gene Ontology annotation, molecular function: peroxidase activity.